Messenger RNA from Porites evermanni, 3024 nucleotides. Lineage: Eukaryota; Metazoa; Cnidaria; Anthozoa; Scleractinia; Poritidae. The record is from the annotation of a GenBank genome assembly.
AUGGAGGAACUUUACAAUGGUUCUGGCGGAGCAGUCAGUACAGUGUAUUUGUCAGGGAAUCCAGGAUGUGGCAAGAGCCAACUUGCCCGGGAAAUUGGACAACAGCUCUUUUAUGGACAAAACAAUGAUCUUAUCUUUGCUGCGACACUGAACACAGAAAACAUUGAGACACUUGUUGACUCUUACCUCACCCUUGGAAGACACCUAGGGAUAACAGAAUACGCGUUGACAAGCUUAGAAUCCUUAAAAAGUGUGAAACCUAUUGAAGCAGUUAAACAGCUCCAUCGCUUGAUUAUGCCAAAGACCAGCAAGUUUACCAAAUGGUUGAUAAUAGCAGACAAUGUGAUUGAUUUACGCUUAGUCCGCGACUUGCUUCCUCAAACUGGCAGUAAAGAAUGGGGCUAUGGGCAAGUGCUGAUUACCACUCAAGAUAGUGGUACAAUUCCUCAAAACGCUCCUCACACGUAUCAUCAAUCGUUAAGCAAAGGAAUGGGGCGCGACGAGGCAGUGGAAUUGCUGGAAACAGUAUCGCAAAUUUCAGAGCCAGUACAAGCAGAAAAUAUCGCUGAACUUCUCGAUUUUCAGCCCCUGGCUUUAGCUGCUGCUGCUUAUUACGUGCAAACUGUUGUGACCAAUGGGUCUUCACAUUAUAAUUGGAAAGCAUACCUUCAAGACAUAUCAACAUACAGCCAGCGAAAAACGACCGAAACUGUCCUUGCUAAUGAGAGUUCAGCCUACGCUAAAACAACAAUGGCCGCAGUAGAAAUGGCAAUCCACAGAGCUGUUGAAACAGACGAGAUUCUUCGUCACACAUUCUCUUUUUUGUCGGUCUGCGCUAACGACGACCUACCACUCGAAACUGUUAUAAAGUUCGUAAAAGCCCAAGUAAAAAACGAGCUAGAGGUCUUAAUGAAGGCAAAGAUUGUAAAGUCCUCUUUAAUUCUUGUUCAUUCCGAAGAAGGGGGUGAACGAACUUAUUUACGUUUGCAUAAAGUUGUGCAUGAGGCUUUGAAAAGAUGCGAGAUACCGUACCUGAAAUCAUUUGAUAGUGACCACACCAUCGCAGAAGCGGUAAAGAUUUUCAAGGUUGAACUUGACGAAAAUGACAAGAAUUAUGCGUUUUGUGAAAAAUUGAGGCCCCACUGUGAAUCUUUACUUAAGCAGAUGACGUCAGAGUUUAGUUUGGAUCACAGCACUUUUUUAGAAAGGUUUGGGCCCUUCGUAAAUUUGGAUACAGUUAUUGAUUGGCUACAUACUAUCGCCUGGGUCUGUCAAAGAAGCUCCUAUUUCUUCUUUGCGAAAGUUGUGGCCAACUUAGCGUGCGAUCUACUGGGGAAAUUAGACGACACUUCAACGGUUGCGUUAACUCGUAAAUGGAAGGUUUUGAAUGUAAGUGGCGAAGUGUACCACAGGCUGGUAGAAUACAAUCAAGCCAAAGAUCUUCACGAAAAAGCACUGAAGAUUAGCAAAAAGAUUUUUGGUGAAGAUCAUGCCCAUGUAGCAACAAGUUAUAACAACUUGGCAUCAGUGUACCUCAGCCUGGAAGAAUAUAAUCAAGCCAAAGAACUUACCGAGAAAGCACUGACGAUUUACAAAAAGAUUUUUGGUGAAGAUCAUGCCGAUGUAGCAACAAGUUAUAGCACCUUGGCAUCAGUGAACAACCGCCUGGGAGAAUACAGUCAAGCCAAAGAACUUACCGAAAAAGUAUUGACGAUUUACAAAACGAUUUUUGGAGAAGAUCAUGCCGAUGUAGCAACAAGUUAUAACAACUUGGCAUCAGUGUACGACAGCCUGGGGGAAUACAAUCAAGCCCAAGAACUUUACGAAAAAGCACUGGUGAUUUACAUAACGAUUUUUGGUGAAGAUCAUGCCCACGUAGCAACAAGUUAUAACAACUUGGCAUCAGUGUACAACAGCUUGGGAGAAUACAACCAAGCCAAACAACUUCAAGAAAAAGCACUGAGGAUUCUCAGUAAGAUUUUUGGUGAAGAUCAUGCCCAUGUAGCAACAAGUUAUAACAACUUGGCAUCAGUGUACUACGACCUGAAAGAAUACAAUCAAGCCAAAGAACUUCACGAAAAAGCACUGACGAUUCGCAAAAAGUUUUUUGGUGAAGAUCAUGCCGAUGUAGCAACAAGUUAUAACAACUUGGCAUCAGUGUACAGCAACCUGGGAGAAUAUAAUCAAGCCAAAGAACUACUGGAAAAAGCACUGAUGAUUGACAAAAAGAUUUUUGGUGCAGAUCGUGGCAGUGUAGCAAACUGUUAUAACAACUUGGCAUCAGUGUACAGCAACCUGGGAGAAUAUAAUCAAGCCAAAGAACUACUAGAAAAAGCACUGAUGAUUGACAAAAAGAUUUUUGGUGAAGAUCAUGGCAGUGUAGCAACAAGUUAUAACAACUUGGCAUUAGUGUACAAAAACCUGGGAGAAUACAAUCAAGCCAAACAACUUCACGAAAAGGCACUGACGAUUCGGAAAAAGAUUUUUGGUGAAGAUCAUGCCGAUGUAGCAACAAGUUAUAACAACUUGGCAUUAGUGUACUACGACCUGAAAGAAUACAAUCAAGUCCAAGAACUUCACGAAAAAGCAAUGACGAUUCGCAAAAGGACUUUUGGUGAAGAUCAUGCCGAUGUAGCAACAAGUUAUAACAACUUGGAAUCAGUGUACAAGAGAUUUGGAGAAAACAAUCAAGCCAAAGAACUUUACGAAAAAGCACUGACGAUUCGCAAAAAGAUUUUUGGUGAAGAUCAUGCCGAUGUAGCAACAAGUUAUAACAACUUGGCAUUAGUGUACAAACGCCUGGGAGAAUACAAUCAAGCCAAACAACUUUACGAAAAGGCACUGACGAUUCGCAAAAAGAUUUCUGGUGAAGAUCAUGCCGAUGUAGCAACAAGUUAUAACAACUUGGCAUUAGUGUACAAACGCCUGGGAGAAUACAAUCAAGCCAAACAACUUUACGAAAAGGCACUGACGAUUCGCAAAAAGAUUUUUGGUGAAGAUCAUGCCGAUGUAGCAACAAGUUAG